Alternaria conjuncta is the source of this 792-nucleotide messenger RNA. RefSeq lists its product as uncharacterized. The coding region runs from base 1 to 792 and encodes 263 amino acids. The record is from RefSeq and is a predicted model, not a curated record. Lineage: Eukaryota; Fungi; Ascomycota; Dothideomycetes; Pleosporales; Pleosporaceae. The transcript has 3 exons.
AUGAAAGAGAUCGACGCGCAUUUCGAUGCCUACGAGCAUCUGAAGCAUCUGCCUAGGGAGAAAGAGGCGUUGCACAUGCUUCGCAAGGCAGCUUCCAUGGUGAAGCCGAUUAUGAGGAAGCGCGGCUGGAAAGUCAGAACACUGUGCGAGUUCCUGCCCGAAUCGGCUCGACUACUAGAAAGGAUUCUCGUCCGCAUGAGGUAUCACUAUGACGCCAGACAAUUCCUACCCUUUGAAGAAAUCAUGGACACAUUACUGCAUGAACUUUGCCACAUCGUAUUUGGCCCCCACGACGGCAACUUCCACAACCUCUGGAAUGAGCUCCGCGACGAACACCAGACCCUUCUCAUGAAAGGCUACACUGGCGAAGGCUUCCUAGGACAGGGCAAGAAACUAGGUGGCCAACGAGUCCCACUUGAUGAGAUGCGCCGCAAUGCCAGGAAGGCCGCUGAAAAGCGACACGCCGCAUCUAAGCCCAGUAACGGAGGACAUCGCUUAGGCGGAUCACGCCCUGUACAACGUGGCGUCGAUAUGCGCAAGGUCAUCGCCGAUGCAGCGUCACGUAGAAUCAGCAUCACCGACGGCUGCGCGAGCGGGACUGCAAACGCAGGAACAUUGGUCGACCAACAAGCCCAAAAUGGAUUCCGAACGACUGCAGAACAAGACGACGCAAAUGACUGGGCCAUCGCGCAAGCCCUGCAAGAUCUCAUGUACCAAGAGGAAAUGCAGAGGUUAGGUGCACCAACAGGAAACGGCGGUCUAGCCUGGGAUCCAGAGAACGGGUUGAAGUAG